Molecule: messenger RNA, 459 nt
Organism: Lottia gigantea (owl limpet)
Lineage: Eukaryota; Metazoa; Mollusca; Gastropoda; Lottiidae
Exons: 1
Coding region: 1-459 (152 amino acids)
Source: RefSeq, a predicted model, not a curated record
AUGGCGAAUAAGUUUGGAUUAGGUUCUUUAUCUUUAGAAACUACAAAACCUAACACAACAGCGUGGAUAAAUAAAGCAAAACCUUACUUCCUGGAUCAAAUCGGAGACAUUCUUCAAGGUGAUUUAGAUAUGAACAAUUUUAGCAUAACUAAUUUAAAGUCUCCGGAAAACGAUAAUGAUGCCAUUCACAAGAAAUAUUUAAUGGAACAAUUAAAUUUAAUUGAAGUAAAUAAAGAACAUUUAAAAGAAAGAAUAAAUGAUGUGAAAAGAUUCUUCAAACGACAAAUGAAUAAUAAAGAUUUUAUUGAUGAUACUAAACUACAACAAGAAGUAACAAGUUUGAAAAGUUUUAUUCAAAAAGAAUUAGUCAAUGUAGUAGAUAAAACUCAGUUACAAACUUUAAGUUCAUUAAUAUCUAAUUUAGAUGAUAAGAUUAAAAAGCAAAAAAAAAGAUCUUAA